UUCUCCCCGUCCAAAAUCAACCUGUUCUUACGAAUCACCGCGCGAAGACCCGAUGGAUUCCACGACCUCGCGUCGCUGUUCCACGUCAUCGACCUCGGGGACGACAUGACGUUUGCGAAGUCGUCGAGCGAGACGAAGGACACGCUGAUCUGUAACGACCCCACGAUCCCGACGGAUUCGUCGAAUUUAGUGAUCAAGGCGUUGGAUUUGUUCCGCGCGAAGACGGGCGUGCGACAGUACUUUUGGAUCGAGCUGGAUAAAAAGGUGCCGCACGGCGCCGGACUCGGCGGCGGGAGCGGAAACGCGGCGACGACGCUCUUCGCCGCGAAUAAGUUGUGUGGAUCGCCGGCGACGGAGGCGGAACUGUUGGAGUGGAGUGGGGAAAUAGGAAGCGAUAUUUCGGUGUUCUUUUCUAAGGGCGCGGCGUAUUGCACGGGGAGAGGGGAGAUUGUGGAGGACGUGGAGCCGCCGUUGGAUUUAGCCACGAAGAUGUUGCUCGUGAAGCCGCCGAUGGGGUGCUCGACGCCGGCUAUAUUUAAGGCGCUCGAUCUCGAUGGACGCUCGAAGGCGGACCCGUUAGAGUUGUUGAAACGCAUCGGCGUCGAUGGAUGCUCGGAGACGGUGUGCAUCAACGAUCUCGAGGCGCCCGCGUUUACGGUGUUGCCCGAACUCGCCGAGCUCAAGGAACGGCUCAAGGCGGCGACGGCGGAUAAAAAGACGGUGGUUUUCAUGUCUGGUAGCGGUAGCACGAUCGUCAUCGUCGGCGACGAUGACGUUCCCGCGUUCGUGGCGCGAGACGACGCCCUGUUCAAGGCGCCCACGCGAUUAAUCACGAGAAAGCCCGGCGAGUGGUAC
Molecule: messenger RNA, 855 nt
Organism: Ostreococcus lucimarinus CCE9901
Lineage: Eukaryota; Viridiplantae; Chlorophyta; Mamiellophyceae; Mamiellales; Bathycoccaceae
Gene: CMK
Product: 4-diphosphocytidyl-2-C-methyl-D-erythritol kinase, putative chloroplast precursor (CMK) (4-(cytidine-5'-diphospho)-2-C-methyl-D-erythritol kinase) (CDPMEK) (ISPE)
Exons: 1
Biological process (GO): terpenoid biosynthetic process
Molecular function (GO): 4-(cytidine 5'-diphospho)-2-C-methyl-D-erythritol kinase activity; ATP binding
Source: RefSeq, a predicted model, not a curated record